Melanotaenia boesemani (Boeseman's rainbowfish) is the source of this 2431-nucleotide messenger RNA. It is a transcript of the gene gde1, whose product is annotated as glycerophosphodiester phosphodiesterase 1. Gene Ontology annotation, biological process: lipid metabolic process. Lineage: Eukaryota; Metazoa; Chordata; Actinopteri; Atheriniformes; Melanotaeniidae. The coding region runs from base 256 to 1260 and encodes 334 amino acids. The record is from RefSeq and is a predicted model, not a curated record. Gene Ontology annotation, molecular function: phosphoric diester hydrolase activity. The transcript is spliced from 6 exons.
UCAUAUCCGCUGCGAAGUGCAGCCUAAAGUGUUCCUGCCGGUACCGGCUAAACCAGUAACAGUCUGGUCAGCAUUUAGGAGAUUUCCUGGCGUUUGCGUGAUCGUUUUGUUGCUGUUGUAAAUAAUCAAGGCGGAGCAUGUGUCAGAGGAGUCUGGAAAAAAAUGUAGGACAGUAAAUGUCACAUUGACAGGCGAGGACACACCCCCUAUCAGGUCCUACUUUUCCUAAGCUCUUAAAAGCAAGUCCGGAAAACAAUGCUGCAGCUUGGGGAUGAAGUUUCCGUCUUCUCGCUUGUCUUCGUGGUCGUUCUGUUGGGGACUCGAAGCCCAAUAUGGACAACCGCGCUCAUUGCCUCCCUCUACCUAUUUUUAGCCAUGUUCCGGUUCCCCCAGGUGGCUACGAGUCGAGCCUGGCAGGUGCUGCAUCCUGCUACCCGCGUGGUGGGCACCGGGAAGGUGUCAGUGGUCGCUCAUCGGGGCGGUGGGCACGAUGCACCGGAAAACACAAUAGCAGCGAUUCAGGAGGCCCAUAAGAAUGGGGCAACUGGUGUUGAGUUGGACCUGGAGUUCUCAGCAGAUGGCAUCCCAAUACUGAUGCACGAUGACACUGUGGAUCGGACCACCAAUGGGUCAGGGCCACUCAGCCAGAUGAGAUUUUCAGAGUUGCGUAAACUUGAUGCAGCUGCUAAACAUCGUCUCAGGGACAAAUUUGCUGGAGAGAAGAUCCCAACUCUGGAGGAAGCGGUGGUGGAAUGCAUCAAACUGCAGCUCACCAUCUACUUUGAUGUCAAAGGUCAUCCAGAAGAGGCAGCCGCAGCUCUUAAAGACAUGUACAAGAAGUAUCCAAAACUGUACAACAUCAGCAUCGUCUGCUCCUUCGAGCCCAAAGUCAUCUACAGGAUGAGACAGAGUGACCCUGAAGUGGUCACAGCGCUGACCCACAGGCCAUGGAGCCUGAGUCGUUUCGGAGACGGUGCCCCACGUUUCUUAUCAUCAUGGAAACAUUAUUGGAUGACACUACUGGACAUCUUGUUAGACUGGGCGCACCAUCAUGUGUUGUGGAAGCUUUGUGGCAUCUCAGCCUUCCUGAUACAGAAGAACUUUGUGUCACCGGAGUAUGUGCAGUACUGGGCUCAGAGGGGGGUGGAAGUUGUUGCCUGGACCGUCAACACAAAAGUGGAGAAGGAGUACUACCAAGAGCUGCUACACAUCAACUACAUCACAGACAGCCUCGUGGAAGACUGUGACCCUCAUUACUAAGGAAACCCAGCAAACAUCUUGCUCACACACAUCCUCAUGAAACAAAAUUCAUAAGUAGAAGGAAUGUUUUCUCACUGGAAAUGAUCUGACUGUGGCAGUAGGUAAUAGAGAGCAAAUGCUCUCUGUUCUCUCAUCUCCUGGCACAGCUUCAUUCAUCUCUGCAGAGGCUUUCAAACUUAUCAGACUCAUUUUCUUACUUGAUAACAAACGACCAGGUAAUAAGUUUUGUUUUCACAGAAACAUUUAAACUAUAUGAGAGAAGGUCAAUUAAAUGCAUUGCAUUUAUAAACCUUUAAAUACAGCCUGAUGUUAAUACAAGUCUAAAAAACACCGUGUAUCAAACGUACUGUAUAUAAAUAUAAAUACUCAGGACUGUAAUUGUUUUUAGUUUUAUGUUUGCUGACUUUAAUUGUGUCUUUUCAGUUCCUCACUAAGGGUAAUUUAUGACCAAAACUUUUUUUUUUAAUCAAUUAAUAUGUAAGAAAAAGUCACUGUAUUUACUUGCAGAAAAUAAGCCAAUACAAAAAAAUGACGAAUAUAUAUGGAUAGAAAAUUAUCAAGGAAAAGGAAGUAUUUAUGCAUUUUUUUUAUCUUAAAGUUUUCACCUUUGUGUCUUUAUUAUUUUAUUAACAUUUGCCAUUAACCUUUUUUAUUUUUCAGUCUGUAGUAUUUCUCUUACCUCACUAGCUGAGAAGCUGCUGAAAUGCAUUCUUUUAACAAAGAAGUGUAACUGGUGCAAAGAAAGAGUAAAGGAUGAGCAGUAAAAAUAAAUAAAUAAAUUCAGAAAGUGAUCUGUAUUAAACAGGAAGCAGGUUUCCGUCUGAUGGAACAGCACAGGUGUAAAUAACAAUGACAGUGAACAAUGAUGUGUGCUGUGAGGGUGUUAUAACUGGGACACCUGAGUGGAACGCAGCUCUAAUUAAUGUUAUAUAUAUAUAUAUAUGGUUAAAUAACAAAUCAUAAUAGAAUUGCUUGAAUGCUUUUGAUCCAAACACUAUAAUUAGAUUACAGGUGAUUGUCUUCUUUUAAUGUAGUCGUCUUGUCUUAAAACCAGUUAAAUGAAUAAUGAAUGUUUGAUUGUUUUUCUACUCUGUUUUUAGAGAGGUUAUGCUGGACUGAAAUUUGAAUAAAGAGUUGGAUGUUCAAAUAAAGUAUCUUUUUUUGGACCACA